AUGACUGAAUCUGGAACGUUGGCUAAUAGCCAGUGUGAGCAGAAGUCUUGUUCUUCAAAUCCAACCGACAAUCGCGUAAUGGAAUCAGAUAGCGAUACUGAAAUUGACGCGGUAACAUAUGAAAGAAAAAGAGAGGAAUGUAUGCGCAAAAUAAUUUUGCUGGAAAAGGCCUUUGUUACGACAAAAAAGAGGCUUUAUGAUGAGAAGAUGAAACAGUUAGAGGCGAGACAAGCAGAGUUGCUUAACCAAACUGCUCCAGAUUUUUUGGCGAAGAAAGCAGUACUAGUUGCAGAGUACCGUGCGAGAACGUUGUAUAACAAGGCUGUUCGUGAUCUUCGAGUGGAGUCCUUGAAAAGGAAGUCUGUGGGAAAUUUCCACAACAUGGAAGCAGACACUAUGCGCACACACGACCUUAUUCGUGAAAAACUUGAGGAUGAAAUUUGUGCCGAAAUUAAUAAUCUGAGAAAUGUAAAAAACCUGACUGGUGCACCAGUAGUUGUUUAUAUGGCUAGGAAAGACGAAAUAAUGUCUGACCUGAAUCUUGCAAAUGAAGCUAUUUUCUUAGCGGAUUUGGAGAAAAUUCGGGAGUCUCAAGCGGAUAGUUUACGAUUAUUGGAAAAUAAGUCUAUGCGAUUAAUGAUGCCAGAUUUCUAA
Molecule: messenger RNA, 654 nt
Organism: Enterobius vermicularis (human pinworm)
Lineage: Eukaryota; Metazoa; Nematoda; Chromadorea; Rhabditida; Oxyuridae
Source: the annotation of a GenBank genome assembly